AAGACACGCGUCAGUCAGGCGGGACACAUGGCGGGGGGUGGACUCGCGGGGCCCCUCACCAAGUGUUCCUGUAGUUUCCUUAUUGCUAGUGUGAGUGGUGCGUCGCGGGGGGGGAGGGAGGCACCGCGGCACUGGCUCAGGUUCCUUUGGCAUCCUACAUGGGAAAGGAGGGAAGGAAGGAAGGCAAAGGAUUCAGAGUAACUGCAGGAUUUGUCUCGCCAUUAUGGAAGGAUGCGCAGGUGAGAUCGCAUUGGGUCCACGCGCAUGCUCAGAACUUCAGUCAGGCAACCAAACGUGGAUUGAAACCAGACCAGACCACUGAAACCAGACAACACCGCUCGCCACACCCACUGCCUUCUGACAAGCUACCAUGGUGCCGCCGCGCUGUGCCCCUUCUGAAGAAAUCACAAAAAUGUCUGGUAUCUUUUAUUUCUCACAAAGGACGUACUGCACCGGUGGCGUGGCUUUGAGGGAAGCGUCUCUUUGUGUUCCUGCCCACCACUUUACUGAACACAUGAAGGUGCUCCAGAGUUUCAAGAAGGGUGGCACACACACUUUGCUGCACUACAAGCUUUGGAGGUCCAGCGGCACACUGCACACUGCUUCCCUAAACAUGUGUGCAGAGUGCAAGACAGGGGCAAGGAUGGAGGAUGCUGCAACAUUGACAGCAUCUUUGAUUCAGGCUUUCUUUUUUUGUGGAAAAUAGUGUAGACAGUUUUAACCAAAGGAUUGUAUGUCAUCAUUCAUAUUCAUAGAUUUCAUGACCUUUGUGCAUCAGAUCACUUCAUUACAUGUUAGUGUGUAUUUAGUUACAAGGAGUAACAGUUUAUGAGAUUUGUAGGGUGUAAAAAGUGACUUAUAAGAGAUCUUUCAUUAGGAAGAUUUGUGUCAAGGUGUUUGUUUAUCAGCAUGAUCUAGUUGUCAGUCUUAACAGUCCACAUUGUACGCACAUGAACCAUUGACCACUGCACUUCCUGCAGAUGGAACUUCAGUCAGCACUGCAAGGUGUGUGUGUGAGGGCGGGGAGGGUUAGCUUUGUGGGCAAGUGUGCCAGUCAUGCCUUUUUUUUAUGAAGGGAAGAGAACCAGCCAAGGGCAAAAAAGAAGAAAAGAUUAAAAAAGGCCCACUUGAUGAUGUCAAUGUCUCAUUUAGGGCAAAAUGAUGUGUGUGAUGAGGUUUAUGUACAUUUUUGAGUGAGAAUGUUUGGACUGAUGGAAUAGUAAGUUUGUCAACUUUCUAGAGGUUCAUUGUUACUGUUCUGUGUAAGAUUUCAGCGGCCAUAUUGUACAAAUCGUCAUAGCUAGUGGUGUGACCAUACUUUGUUGGGAUGCACAGUCUAACUAUUCCCAAAGUAGUAAUAUAAAUUGUAGAAAUGAUGUCAAGGAUCUAUUUCUUUGUAUACACAUAAAAAGUUGACAAGUGAUGAGCCCAAAGACCAGCAGUGCAGUGGAGUGACGGUCAGGCAUUCAGUGAGACCUGAGGCUGACUGUGUAGAAUGCGGCCCCAGAAUGAUGGUCUGUGUUUUGUGUAUUUAUGGUGACAAUGUAGUGUUGCAAGGGACAACAUGCUGUUUGAGAGCAAUGCCAUUGUGAAAUGUUUAAAAAGUCAUUGUACAGAGUUGAUAGCUAUACUACUAUUAUGUUCUGAUAUUCAAUUUUUUUGUUAGACAAAUGUAUUGAUGGUAAUGAUUGUAAAAAUUUUUCUAAGUUGAAAAUUUUUGUAGAGUUUUCAGCUUUGUGUAAAAUGUGUUGAUUGAAUAAAAGUGAAGGAAGGGAGA
Molecule: messenger RNA, 1777 nt
Organism: Portunus trituberculatus (swimming crab)
Lineage: Eukaryota; Metazoa; Arthropoda; Malacostraca; Decapoda; Portunidae
Exons: 5
Coding region: 371-706 (111 amino acids)
Source: RefSeq, a predicted model, not a curated record